Messenger RNA from Elephantulus edwardii (Cape elephant shrew), 2496 nucleotides. It is a transcript of the gene ZNRF3, whose product is annotated as zinc and ring finger 3. Lineage: Eukaryota; Metazoa; Chordata; Mammalia; Macroscelidea; Macroscelididae. The coding region runs from base 1 to 2496 and encodes 831 amino acids. Gene Ontology annotation, molecular function: ubiquitin protein ligase activity; frizzled binding. The record is from RefSeq and is a predicted model, not a curated record. Gene Ontology annotation, biological process: ubiquitin-dependent protein catabolic process; Wnt receptor catabolic process; negative regulation of canonical Wnt signaling pathway. The transcript is spliced from 8 exons.
AUGCACCCACUGGGCCUGUGUAAUAACAAUGAUGAAGAGGACCUGUAUGACUAUGGCUGGGUAGGAGUGGUGAAGCUGGAACAGCCCGAGCUGGACCCCAAACCAUGCCUCACUGUCCUGGGCAAGGCCAAGCGAGCAGUGCAGCGGGGAGCCACGGCAGUUAUCUUUGAUGUGUCGGAAAACCCAGAAGCUAUUGACCAGCUGAACCAGGGCUCAGAGGACCCACUCAAGAGACCCGUGGUGUACGUGAAGGGCGCAGAUGCCAUCAAGCUGAUGAACAUUGUCAACAAGCAGAAAGUGGCCCGAGCCAGGAUCCAACACCGCCCACCCCGGCAACCCACUGAAUACUUUGACAUGGGCAUCUUCCUGGCUUUCUUUGUCGUGGUCUCCCUGGUUUGCCUCAUCCUUCUGGUGAAAAUCAAGCUGAAGCAGCGACGUAGUCAGAAUUCCAUGAACAGGCUGGCUGUGCAGGCUCUGGAGAAGAUGGAAACCAGGAAGUUCAACUCCAAGAGCAAGGGUCGCCGGGAUGGGAGCUGUGGGGCCCUGGACACACUCAGCAGCAGUUCCACGUCUGACUGUGCCAUCUGCCUGGAAAAGUACAUUGACGGAGAGGAGCUGCGAGUCAUCCCCUGCGCUCACCAAUUCCACAAGAAGUGCGUGGACCCCUGGCUGCUGCAGCACCACACCUGCCCCCACUGUCGGCACAACAUCAUAGAACAAAAGGGAAACCCAGGUGCCGUGUGCGUGGAGUCGGGCAACCUCUCUCGGGGCCGGCAACAGCGAGUCAUCUUGCCGGUCCAUUACCCCGGCCGGGUGCACAGGACCAACGCCAUCCCAGCCUACCCCACGCGGACGAGCAUGGACUCCCACGGCAACCCCGUGACGCUCCUCACUAUGGACCGGCACGGGGAGCAGGGCCUCUAUGCUCCGCAGACCCCCGCCUACAUCCACAGCUACCCGCCCCUCCACCUGGACCACGCGCUGGCCGCCCACCGCUGCGGCCUGGAGCACCGGGCCUACUCGCCCGCCCACCCCUUCCGCAGGCCCAAGUUCAGUGGCCGCAGCUUCUCCAAGGCAGCUUGCUUCUCCCAGUAUGAGACCAUGUACCAGCACUACUACUUCCAGGGCCUCAGCUACCCGGAGCAGGAGGGCCAGCCCCCACCCGGCCUGGCCCCCCGAGGCCCAGCCAGGGCCUUCCCAUCUGGCGCUGGUGGCCUGCUCUUCCCCAGCGGGGCACAUGUGGCGCCCCCGUCCCACCUGGAGAGUGGCAGCACGUCCAGUUUCAGCUGCUACCACGGCCACCGCUCGGUGUGCAGCGGCUACCUGGCCGACUGCCCAGGCAGCGACAGCAGCAGCAGCAGCAGCUCGGGCCAGUGCCACUGCUCCUCCAGCGACUCCAUGGUGGACUGCACGGAGGUCAGCAACCAGGGCGUGUACGGCAGCUGCUCAACCUUCCGCAGCUCCCUCAGCAGCGACUAUGACCCCUUCAUCUACCGCAGCCGCAGCCCCUGCCGCACCAGCGAGGCCGGUGGCUCAGGCCGGGGGCCGGCAGUACCCCUCGAGAGUUCCCCACCACCUGAGGAGCUCCCGGCGGGGCACAGUCGGGGCACAGGCCAGGGAGAGCCUUGGCCCGGGCCGGCCUCGCCCUCGGGGGACCAGCUGUCCACCUGCAGCCUGGAGAUGAAUUAUAGCAGCAACUCGUCUCUGGAGCACAGGGGGCCCAACAGCUCUACCUCAGAAGUGGGGUUCGAGGCUUCUCCGGGGGCAACCCUGGACCUCAGGAGGACCUGGAAGGGGGGCCAGGAGGGGCUCACAUGUUCCUGCUGCUUUGAGCCCCCACCCUCUGCACUGGAGCCUGGUGCAGGUGUGGCCGACAGUGGCCCCUUGUUCUUGGGCGCCCCCCUCUGUGAGGGCUGUGGCCCCUCGGGUGGGGAACCACUGUUGGGACACCCCCAAGGUCUGCAUGGCCUUCACCCAGACCAUUUGGCCAGGACAGAUGGGGUUAAGUACGAGGGCCUGCCCUGCUGCUUCUAUGAAGAGAAACAGGUGGCCCGCAGCGGGGGCGGCGGCUGCUACACUGAGGACUACUCCGUGAGCGUCCAGUACACACUCGCUGAAGAGUCCCCACCCAGCUGCCACCCGGCACCCCGGGACCUGAGCCAGCGUAUCCCCAUCAUCCCCGAGGAUGUGGGCUGUGACGUGGGCCUGCCCUCGGACUGCCAAGGGGCCCAGUGCUACCACCCCUGGGGCGAGACGCCAGGCCCCAACACCCCACAACCCCAGUGGGGCCUGUGCGCUGCCCGGGAAGGUGAGCAGGCAUUGGGCUGCCCUCCCGAAGAGAAGGGGACCCCGAGGGCCAGCUUCCUUGGUGCCCAUCAGGCCACUCAGGAGUCUAACACGAUGGCCAUGGAAGCUGCAGCCUGCAAGUGUGAGCUGGGCCAGCAGUAUCCAGAGGAGCACUUUGUCUUGUUUCUACCCCAGUCUAUCAGCCACUGA